Messenger RNA from Helianthus annuus (common sunflower), 946 nucleotides. Its product is annotated as glutathione S-transferase zeta class. Gene Ontology annotation, cellular component: cytoplasm. Gene Ontology annotation, molecular function: maleylacetoacetate isomerase activity; glutathione transferase activity. The transcript is spliced from 10 exons. Bases 83 to 742 code for a protein of 219 amino acids. Lineage: Eukaryota; Viridiplantae; Streptophyta; Magnoliopsida; Asterales; Asteraceae. Gene Ontology annotation, biological process: L-phenylalanine catabolic process; glutathione metabolic process. The record is from RefSeq and is a predicted model, not a curated record.
AAAGAAAACUAUCAACAACCUUGUGUGUUCCAUUUCACACACACACACACCUGCAAAUUGAAAUUGAUAGUGUAGUGAGAGGAUGACGAGUAACGGUGAGAAGAAGUUGCAGCUGUAUUCCUAUCACAGGAGCUCCUGCUCUUUCCGUGUUCGCAUCGCUUUAAACUUGAAAGGAUUUGAUUACGAGUACAAGCCGGUUAAUCUGCUUAAAGGAGAACAAAAAACCCCUGAGUUUCUAAAGGUGAAUCCUAUUGGAUACGUGCCUGCAUUGGUGGAUGGUGACUUAGUCAUUGCUGACUCUUUUGCAAUCAUCAUGUACCUUGAAGAGAAGUAUCCUCAGCAUCCUUUGCUGCCUCGAGACCUUGCGAAAAAGGCAAUCAAUUACCAGGCUGCAAAUAUUGUUUCUGCAAGCAUACAACCUCUUCAAAAUCUAGAUGUUUUGAACUACAUUGAGGAAAAAGUUGGUCCUGAAGCAAAGAUGCCAUGGGUACAAAAGCAUAUUGGUAAAGGAUUUGCAGCACUCGAGAAAUUACUACAAAAUCAUGCUGGAAAAUACGCCACAGGGGAUGAUCUUUUCCUGGCUGAUUUGUUUCUGGCACCACAAAUCCAUGGUGCAAUAAAGAGGUUCAACUUUGACAUGACACCAUACCCUCUUCUCGGUAGGUUGCAUGAGGCAUAUAUGCAGGUACCUGCUAUCCAAGAUGCCUUGCCUGAGAAUCAACCAGACUACCCUUCUACUUAAAGAUAAUAAUAAUUCAGUUGUGUGAAUCAUGUGCAAGAUGAGUUAUAGUUGAAAGAGAAUGGUUCAUACUUGGAUGUAUGAACCCUGCUCAAAUAUAUGUAUACGAUCAAUAAUGAAUGUGAACGUUUAUGUAUGAUGGUUUACCGUUUAUGGAGGAAAGGUUACUCACUUUUAUUCCAUAGUUAUUAUUUCAUUGGAACAGUA